AUGAAGAUUGCAGAGCCUGGUUUCCAUGAAAAGCUAUCAAAUAUCCCAGCAAGAAGUUGGUCAAAAGCACACUUUUCAGGUAGGGCCAAAUGUGACAUAUUGUUGAAUAAUAUAUGUGAAGUGUUCAAUAGGCGGUUGAUAGGAGCCAGAGACAAACCUGUAAUCACAUGUUUAGAGUUCAUAAGAGUGUACAUGACCAAAAGAAUUGUGAAUGUAAAGAAGAUUCAAGCUAAAGCUCAUGGUCCAUUAACUCCUCAUGCUCAAGAAGUGUUUAAUAAGAUCAAAGAAGAAGCCUCACAACUCAAUGUUUUAAUGGUGGAUGCAGUACAGUACCAGGUGAAUAGCUCAAGAUCCCAGUGUGUUGUUAAUGUGAAGAACAAAACAUGCACCUGCAGAAAGUGGGAUUUAACUAGCAUGCCAUGUAAACAUGCAGUGGCUGCUAUCAAUGAUAUGGCCAGAAAUGAUAUUAGGAUAGGGGUGCCCGAAGAAUUGGUUGAUGAAGUGUAUUGGUUAUCCACAUGGAAGAAGGUUUAUGAGAAUGUGAUUAAUCCAAUUCCCGGGCCUGAGAAUUGGAUAACCUCACAAUGUCCCACCAAACUUCUGCCUCCCAAACACCAUAAGCAGGUUGGGAGGCCACAAAAGAAGAGAAAGAAAUCAGUUGGUGAGGCUGAAGUUGAAGCUCAUUUUGAUAGUGAGAGAAAAAUGACAUGGAAGGGCAACACAACCAAGUGCAGCAAUUCAACUGCAGUUUAUGUUCGUAAUGCAGUUUAUGUUAUGCUGCUCUUGGUAAUGCAGUUAAUGUAUCAAACACAUUGA
Messenger RNA from Helianthus annuus (common sunflower), 816 nucleotides. RefSeq lists its product as uncharacterized. Gene Ontology annotation, molecular function: zinc ion binding. The record is from RefSeq and is a predicted model, not a curated record. Lineage: Eukaryota; Viridiplantae; Streptophyta; Magnoliopsida; Asterales; Asteraceae. The coding region runs from base 1 to 816 and encodes 271 amino acids. The transcript is spliced from 4 exons.